UCUUCUUGAAGGUCACAUUUUUGUAGUUUCUCAAAUGGGCAAGUAUAUGUUAGUAAUGGUUCAUGUUAUUUAGAUGUUGCUCAAUGUGACCUUGGAUACAUGAAGUACCCCUGCGAAUUCAUUUCGGCAAUCACAACUUAAUCCUCUAUUAUGUUUAUGCUAUCUGUAUUUUUUUGUUGUAAAAUAUUAUAGCUUUUAUAGCUACUAAAACUUGCAAUGUGAUCUGAUGAUGGUAAUGUGUAGGAACCAAUUCCUGUCACUCAACUUGUAAGGGAAAUUGCUGCUGUUAUGCAGGAAUUCACACAGUCAGGUGGUGUAAGGCCUUUUGGUGUUUCACUGCUGGUUGCUGGCUUUGAUGACGAGGGUCCACAACUAUAUCAGGUGGAUCCAUCAGGUUCAUACUUCUCUUGGAAAGCCUCGGCCAUGGGAAAGAAUGUGUCUAAUGCAAAGACAUUGCUUGAGAAGAGGUACACAGAUGAUAUGGAGCUUGAUGAUGCUGUCCACACAACAAUCUUGACUUUAAAGGAGGGAUUUGAAGGACAGAUCUUUGAAAAGAACAUUGAGAUUGGCAUAAUUGGCACUGAUAAAAAAUUCAGGCAAGUUAUCCUUUUUCUUGGUGUUUGA
Molecule: messenger RNA, 624 nt
Organism: Camellia sinensis
Lineage: Eukaryota; Viridiplantae; Streptophyta; Magnoliopsida; Ericales; Theaceae
Source: RefSeq, a predicted model, not a curated record